Messenger RNA from Oikopleura dioica, 1773 nucleotides. Lineage: Eukaryota; Metazoa; Chordata; Appendicularia; Copelata; Oikopleuridae. The record is from the annotation of a GenBank genome assembly.
AUGCUAUCGCAUCUGUCGGAGUCGAUCCGGAUGGUUGGUAGAAUCGUGGACAUGCCCUGCAACGAGAUGCACACAGAUGCCUUCGUCGAAGAAGCGAAAAGAGUUGCGCUGGAAACGAAAUCGAAAAUGCGUCUAAUAAGUGGGGAAGAACUCAAAGACCAAGGUUUCGGAGGGCUUUGGAAUGUUGGCAAGGCUGCGAGCAGGCCUCCUGCGCUCGUUGUUCUCAGCCACGAGCCCGAGGGUGCUCGAACAGCAAUAUCGUGGGUGGGCAAAGGAAUUGUCUACGACACUGGGGGCCUGAGCAUCAAAGGAAAAGUCACGAUGCCAGGAAUGAAAAGAGACUGCGCCGGAGCCGCUGCAAUUUUAGGUGCAUAUCGAACUGCCGUAAAAACGGGUUUCAAAGAAACUCUUCAUUGCAUCCUUUGCUUAGCCGAAAACGCCGUAGGACCUGACUCGAUAAGACCAGACGACGUUAUUACUCUUUAUUCCGGAAAGACUGUAGAAGUGAAUAACACAGACGCGGAAGGAAGGCUAGUUCUUGGCGACGGGGUCGCAUUCGCCAGCAAAGAUCUCAAAUCAGACAUCAUCGUCGAUUUGGCGACGCUGACUGGAACGCAGAACAUAACAACUGGAAAGCACCACGCCGCAAUUUUGACAAACUCUGAAGAAUGGGAAGGUCACUGCGUCGCUUCGGGAAAAGCGUCGGGCGAUCACGCGUACCCGAUCAUCUACUGCCCGGAGUUUCAAUUCACAGAGUUCGCCUCCUACGUCGCCGACAUGAAAAACUCGGUCAACGAUCGAAUGAAUGCUCAAACGAGCUGCGCGGGGAUUUUUAUCCAUUCCCACUUGGAAGACGGCUUCGACUUUUCAGGAACUGCUGUUCAUAUUGAUAUGGCCGGUCCCGCGGCGAGUGGAGAGCGAGCUACAUCCUGGGGAGUCUCCUUCUUGCUCACGCUCUUCGGACAGUACAGCAGUAACUCCACCAUCCGAGCUAUUGCUCCUCAGUCGCGGCUCGCCAAAUUUUUUAACAUGGAAAAUUUACCUUCGUGGACUUCUCAAUCUCUCAUACAGACGCUGUCCAGCUUGACGGACUCGAAAAUCGAGCAAAGCGUUGAAAAGAGCGAGUCCGAGUAUAGAACGGUCUCAAUCAAAGACAUUUCGCCGGCGCUGGCAUGUCCGCUCUGCAGCGGCUACAUCAUCGACGCGAUCAGAAGGAAGUCCGACCCUAGCAUUCUCAGACACGCUCACGAUUCAAAGAAGUGCCCGGUUUGCGAAGUGACGAUGCACUACACGGACCCGACGAAAGCAAUGAAGAGGGACCAAGUGCUCUGUGAUUUGAUUUAUCUGAUGGUGCCGGGGCUAAUGAAAGCGGAGCAAGAAUCGCGCGAACACUGGCGUGAGCCAAACGAGCUCCAAGCGUUCGAGCUGGAAAAGCUGCUCUCGUUUGUGAUGCUCCCGAAAAAGACCUCUUCGUUGAAGACCGAGUGUAUUUUGCGUCUUCCUGCCCAAGGCAACAUUGGACAUCUGAAGACGGCGCUGUGCAACUUGAUUAAUAAUAGACGCCCCAAGGAGAUGGAAAUAGCCGCCGACGACUUGUGUAUCUUGGCGAGUAACUUGCCACUGGAGAACAUCUUGACGAUGAGCGACAUUCACGACUACAACCUGGCGCUCGACUUUCAGGACAUAGAAGGCGUCGACAACCAAAGAUAUCCCGUGCUUCACUACCGCCUCAUCUCGGAGCCAAACUCUGAAGAAUCCUCAGACUCGGAAUAA